Messenger RNA from Scaptodrosophila lebanonensis, 1512 nucleotides. Its product is annotated as sensory neuron membrane protein 1-like. The coding region runs from base 1 to 1512 and encodes 503 amino acids. Gene Ontology annotation, cellular component: membrane; cytoplasm. The transcript has 8 exons. NCBI's taxonomy places the organism in Eukaryota, Metazoa, Arthropoda, Insecta, Diptera, Drosophilidae. Gene Ontology annotation, molecular function: scavenger receptor activity. The record is from RefSeq and is a predicted model, not a curated record.
AUGUAUUUGAAAGUAAUUAUUGUGUCCCUUUUAAUAUUGGUUGUCGGAACACUUGUGGGCUUCUUAGCAUUUCCCAUGCUACUAGAACACUUAAUUAGGCGGCAAAUCAACUUGAAAGAAGGCAGUGAUACGAGACAGAUCUGGGAGAAAAUGCCCUUCCCCAUGAGUUUUAAGGUUUUUGUUUUUAACGUGACCAAUGCAGUGGACAUUGAAGAUGGUGAAAUGCCCGAGCUACAAGAAGUAGGACCGUUUGUAUUUGAGGAGUGGAAGGAUAAGUACAACAUUGAGGAUAACGAAGCUGAGGACACGGUUAGUUUUAAUAUGCGUAACACGUUCAAACUGCGCUCUGAUCUGGGAUUAAGUGGUGAGGAGCUUAUAACGAUGCCACAACCCUUGUUGCAAUUCAUGGCUAUUUCCGUGCAAAACCAGCAGCCAGACAUGUUAACAGCUACGGCAGUGGGACUUGAUGUGAUUUUUAAACCGACGAGCGCCUUCAUAACCGCCCCCUUUAUGGAUCUCUUUUACCGGGGCAUUGAUGUCGAUUGUGCGCAGGAACAACCAGCAGCUCAGGCCAUAUGCCAGACCUUUUACAAAGGCGAUGUUCAUGGAGCUGUCCAACAAAAUGCAACACACUUUAAGUUUUCAUUUAUGGGCGCGGGCAACCACAGCAAUGCCGGACGCUUUACAGUUUCCCGAGGGUCCGGAAACCGCCAUAGCAGCACCGUCGGUCAGGUACUGCUGUUUAACGAACAGGAUAAACUGCAGGUGUGGUCCGAAGGAUUGGGGAACAGCAGCUGCAAUCAGUUUCGUGGCACAGAUGGAACUGUAUUUGCUCCCUACAUGCGUCGGCAGGAAGGCCUCUGGAGCUACUCACCUCAACUAUGUCGCUCGCUGUCCCCCCAUAUGGUAGGCAAGGUUAACUAUAACUUGCUGCCGGCAUAUCGCUACGAGUUGGACUUUGGUGAUGCAAGCCUUGAUACGGAUUCGAACUGCUUCUGUAAAGCGUAUCCCUUUGACUGUCCAGUGGCAGGCACAGUCGACUUGUCUCGAUGCACGGGCACACCAAUGGUAGCCUCCUUACCACAUUUCUAUAAGGCCGAUAUGCAACUAGUGCAUCAAGUGAAGGGACUUAGUCCAUCAGCUCAAAAACACAGCAGCGUUAUAAUAUUUGAGCGGUUAUCGGGUACCGUUCUCUCUGUGUAUAAUCGUUUGCAGUUCAGCUUAAAUGUUGAGCCUGUGUCGGCUAUUCCAGUCAUGUCGAAGCUGCGAAAUUUGACCAUGCCGUUAUUUUGGAUCGAGGAGUCCAUGCAAUUGAACAAGGACUUCACCAACACACUGCAAAAGCAACUAUUUUCUCCCAUUAAGUUCAACAAUGUGUUCCGAUGGUUGGCCAUCGCACUGGGAACCUUGGGCUUUGCAAUGGGUGCACUUUUAUUGCAUCUGCGACGUAAUGAUGUCAAACGAGUGGCGCACAGCAUCGAGGGUGCGAGCGUCGAGGACGAUAAAAAUUAA